Molecule: messenger RNA, 972 nt
Organism: Knipowitschia caucasica
Lineage: Eukaryota; Metazoa; Chordata; Actinopteri; Gobiiformes; Gobiidae
Source: the annotation of a GenBank genome assembly
AUGUCGGGGACGAAGCCCCAUGCUGUAAGUCAGGGACACCGUGCCUCCGCUGCUGCUCCAGAGUGCACAGAGAUCUGGAAGAAUGUCCCCAAGUUUACUGGAGGAAAAACACCAGAGAACAUAAAGACGCGUGCUCUGGCAGAACAUGCGUCUCCGCGAUUUACUGAUCUGCAAAGCCCCAAACGAAGAGGUGCAUUUCUUGGUGUGAGUAAUGGGGAUUCGCCAGGAGACGUGGAGCCCUCUCAGGACAUAAUCUGGGAUUCAACUUCACCAACUCAGGGGACCGCAGGCCGCCGGUACACUAAAGUGGAAAUAUCUGACCUUGUCAACCGCAUUGCUCCAAAGGAUGUCAAACCUCAAAAGUCACCUCUGCUUCAGUGGAUUGGGGACAGUGCAGUGCCAUGCACACCAGAAAUUCCAAAGCAAAGAACCAAGAAGAGGUCGUCGAGACAAAACAGUGUGGACGAUUUAAUGAAAUUGGCCAAACAGUUUGAUGAAAACAUGCAGCAAGACAAAGAUAAAAGUGAAAAAUUGAACAUAAUCAACAAUAACGCUAAUCCCAAAGAAAAUGUGAUUAGUGAUCUGGUGGAGGCAGAGUUGCAGGCCCUAUUCGACAGUUCCACUCAGAAAAUCAGCGGCCCGCUCAGCCAGGCCUCCACAUCCAGCACUAACUACCAGGGAUGGAACAACCUCAUGCAUGGGUCCAGCAUCACACCGCAGGUUUCACAGAGUCUCCCUGGAAAGUCUAUGGGCUCGUUCAGCCGAUUUAAUCAUAACAACAACAACAAUACCAACAAAUCACUGCAGAAGUCCAGUCACACUGCGUUCAAGAGGAAUGUGUCAGACUCCGCUGUGAUAUGUAACAAGGUGUUUGUUACAAGUGAGGUUACAGGAAAGUGUUCUGCUGCUCAAAUUGAGAAGAAAAAACAAGAGGCCUUAGCACGGAGACGCCAGCGGCUGCAGAACUUCUGA